Molecule: messenger RNA, 312 nt
Organism: Parnassius mnemosyne (clouded apollo)
Lineage: Eukaryota; Metazoa; Arthropoda; Insecta; Lepidoptera; Papilionidae
Source: the annotation of a GenBank genome assembly
AUGCAAGAUAACGCCCAACCACACACCGCACGAUGCCUUAAUGAUUAUCUUUCGGAGGUGAGGAUUUUUAAAUUGGAGUGGCCAGCACGAAGCCCAGACAUGAAUCCCAUAGAACAUGUCUGGGAUAUGCUUAAACGUCGCACCCGAUCCAAUCUCAACCCUCUAGAGAAUUUCAGUGCACUGAAAACCGCUCUGGUGGCCGCCUGGGAAGGAAUACCCCAAAGGGAUAUCAAAAACAUCACCCACACCAUGCCUGAUUGUAUGCAGGCGGUUAUCAGGGUCAGAGGUGGAAAAAACCGCUACUUACGUUAG